Molecule: messenger RNA, 1020 nt
Organism: Encephalitozoon intestinalis ATCC 50506
Lineage: Eukaryota; Fungi; Microsporidia; Unikaryonidae
Exons: 1
Coding region: 1-1020 (339 amino acids)
Source: RefSeq, a predicted model, not a curated record
AUGAUUUUGAAUAGCCUAUUCAAAAACUUCAAGAACAUCAAAAGAUAUCAAAAGCCAAUCAAAGCUAUUCUCGUGGUUGUGCCUCUGCUUACCUUCAAAGUAAGCAAAGAGACCCAUGUCUCCACUAACGAGCCUGUUCAACAUUAUAUAGAUAGAAACAUCGAACUCGAGAAGCCUUCAGACUCCACACCUCUUUUUACUUGUAACAGAUUCAUCCUCAAUGACCUUCCUCCAAGACGGACAUUAAGGAUUCAGGGACUUCCAGACCAAAAGGAAAACUACUAUCCCAUAAUCUCAACUCUAAAGUCGAUGGCCAUAAAGAAUAUCAAUGUGAUCAUCGACCUAAACCCUCCAGAUGAGAAAUGCAUGUAUCUGUUCGAAAUAGACCUGAGGUUUGCCGGCAGCACAUGCAUGCUGAUACAUCCACUGAAGAACCACCAGCCCAACUCAGACUUCUUUCUUGUUGCUGGAGACUUCUUUCCCUCCAAAAUGUCCUUCGACCCCAUGGACAUCCUUGUCACAAACAAGCCGUCAAAUCGCCUGCACAUCUUGCUGAAAGGUACUCCCCGGAGUCUGAAAAUGCUUAUUUGCUUUAUUAAGUCGAUUUCGUUUAUAAGGACCCAUCCAUACGGAAGCUACUUCUAUAUCCCAGUAAGCCAUGGAUACAUAGAUAUCACCAUAUUCAUGCCUCUAGUGAUUUGCGUGUUGGUUUACUACAUACUUGACUGGAUUUGGACUCCCCACCAUGUCUCUGUUCCAAGGAUAUUUCUAGGAUCUCUUCUCUAUUCGUUCUUUCCUAUUUCAUUUCUGUUCUUCACAAGGAAAAACGAGUUUCUUUGUCUUUCAACGAUCUUCAUGGUCCUGAACCCAAAAAUAGGCCUGGCGUACAUUGGGAUAUGCUACCUAAGAAUGGUGUACGAUACCUUCUCCAUUGCCAUACAGAUGCUGAAGUCAUCAAGAAUGUCCCCAAUGGAUGAAAGAUCUUUUAUAAAUUACAAAGCUAAACACAAGGUAGAAUAA